Molecule: messenger RNA, 1470 nt
Organism: Clonostachys byssicola
Lineage: Eukaryota; Fungi; Ascomycota; Sordariomycetes; Hypocreales; Bionectriaceae
Source: the annotation of a GenBank genome assembly
AUGGACACGUUUAUCCGCCAUAUGAUACCGAUCACCAACGACCAGAUAAGGGAGUAUCGGAUACACAUGGCAAUCAUAUAUCUUCGAAGCCUCAUCAGGCGCCGCUUCCGGUGGGUAGCAGAAGACUGGUUGAGUUGCAUGAUCGACAUGUAUACAUGGAGCGCCAUUUUUGACGCUUAUCCGCCUAUAAAGGUGUGCCCAAAAUUCCCAUGGGAGCUGAUCACCCAUGAUAGGUCAUCGGCUCCAUCGCAGAUGUACAAGGACUUCAGGGGAUUCCACUCUUUGGAUAAUGAUCCAAGUAAGGACUUGAAGGACAACGAGGUGACCAACGAGGAACUGGACUCGGCGUUGGGACGGGACUUGUAUGAGUACCGAGACCAGCUGCUGAAGGAAUGGGAGCCUAAGUUUCAGGCUUUUGGCGAGGAUCCGGUCAAGCGCGAAGAGCACGCUCUGAACCAACAGGCUCCGCAAAGCUGCCCUCAAGGGGAGAGAGACAUACCUGCGUCUUUCGAGAGCACGGUAUCGACCCAGAAUGCGUUGAGAUCCGGGGACACAGAGAAGGACGGGCACGGAAAUGAUCAGCCAACUGUCAGCCCUCAGCCUAAGCAGCGCUAUGGAGACAACCCUGUGAAAGUCCACGCCGCCCUCGUCGACCUCUGGACGAGAACACCGUGGUUUGAGAACUGGAAACUGUUGGGAAUAAUAGCGUCCCCAUGGGAAAUUAGACUUCCCCAUGAGACAGUCACAGAGAUGCUUCUCCCAGAUUGCCAAAGUAUAGAGGCGAUGGAAGUAGAGGGUCUAUUGAUCAAGAUUGUUCGACGAGGCAUAGGCGGCCACACCUUGACGCUAGCCAUCGAGGUCGAAGGCCCUGCAGAUGACGUCUUCUCCCUGUCCCAAAAAGAGUUCGUCAGGAAUCUGUGGAAGUGUAUAUUGAAGUGGAUUAUCACUGUUUCUAAUGGUGCUAUGAUCGAAUGGGAAACCUGGAGAUUUCUCUGGAGAUAUAACCUCUACCCCCCUAUAGGGUUCUCUAUGUCCCAAUUGGAUAUAUGGAACGAAUUUGCAUAUACCGGAGAGCUGAUCGCACACCGGGUCAUAACGGUUAUGAACCAGAAUUUCAUUUCUAUGCCCAAGGCGAUCCGCCAUUGCGAAGAGUCCCUGGUCAUCGCCGGGCGUCUGAAGGCAUCAAUGGACAGUGAGCUGGCCGAUGUUAUUGCAUCGUCACUCCCGGCCGGUUACAGUAAGGCGGACCUCCCGAGGUUGAUCAACAAGAUCUACUUCAUGGGAAGGAAACACGCAAGGCCUGGGACCAGCCUGGAGAAGCCUGAUAACUUCUUCAUGUUUGCCGCGUCUUCUAUCUACAACCUUGCUCGAAGGAACCUAGAGAAUGAGGAUGAGGAGUCCCGACGUUUCCCAAUGGCCAAGAUGCUCUAUUCCAGGAUCUUGAGCUCCGUAGGUGAGCAAACCUCGUGA